Messenger RNA from Ornithorhynchus anatinus (platypus), 1437 nucleotides. Its product is annotated as alpha-1-antitrypsin-like protein GS55-MS. The record is from RefSeq and is a predicted model, not a curated record. Gene Ontology annotation, biological process: negative regulation of endopeptidase activity. NCBI's taxonomy places the organism in Eukaryota, Metazoa, Chordata, Mammalia, Monotremata, Ornithorhynchidae. The transcript is spliced from 5 exons. Gene Ontology annotation, molecular function: serine-type endopeptidase inhibitor activity. Bases 16 to 1377 code for a protein of 453 amino acids.
AGCCACCUGUGAGUCAUGUUAAUGUUUAGCUUGGGCCUCCUCCCCCUCCUGGGGCCAUCAGCCACCUUAAAUGGCAUCUUAGGGAGUAGGUUCCGGACAGACCCGGUCAUCGCCUCGGGCGACUCCAUCAUUCAACUGAAGAUGCCGCCCUCCAUCUUCCUGCUGCUGCUGGUUGCUGGGCUCCUUCCCACGGCCCGCUGUAAUGAGGUCACUUCCUCACCAGCCACUACCCAGGAACCUGCUGAGAGAGACACACCCUGCUACCAGAUCUCAGCCAACAUAGCCAACUUCGCUUUAAAUCUGUACCAGCAACUGGCAUCUGACUCCAACUCCACCAACAUCUUCUUCUCCCCACUGAGCAUCUCCUCAGCUUUCGCCCUGCUGUCGCUGGGAGCCCGGUCAGUCACCCAUACCCAGAUCCUCGAGGGCCUUGGGUUCAACCUGACGCGCACCUCGGAGGCCGAGAUCCAUAAGGGCUUCCAGGACAUCGUCCGUUCCCUCGCCCGGGCCAACAGCGGGCUCCAGCUGGAUACAGGCAGCGCCUUGUUUGUGGACAACAAACUCAAACUGCUGGAACGCUUCCUGGAGGAUGCUAAGAACCUGUACUCCUCAGAAGCCUUCUCAACUGACUUCAAGGACCUGGCGGUGGCCAAGAAGCAGAUCAACGACUACGUGGAGAAGGGGACGCACGGGCAGAUCACAGAACUGAUCGAUGAUCUCCAUCCAGCAAGCCUCUUGGUCCUGGUGAAUUUUAUCUUCUUUAAAGCGAAAUGGGAGAAACCUUUCAAAAUGGAAAACACCGUGGAGGAUGACUUCUUCGUGGAUGAGAAAACGACAGUGAGAGUGCCCCUGAUGCAAAGGCUGGGCAUGUUCCACUACAUGUAUGACAGCGAACUCUCAUGCAACGUUGUGACGAUGCAGUACGUCGGCAAUGCCACCGCCUACUUUGUGCUGCCGCAGCAAGGGAAAACAAAACAGGUGGAGGACCACCUGACGAAGGAUCGCAUUCUGAAAUGGUCGGAAUCUAUGAAGAGGAGGUCGCUCAACUUGCGUUUUCCCAAAUUUUCCAUUUCUGGCACCUACCAGCUUGAAAAGAUCCUGGGAAAAUUGGGUGUGACCGACGUGUUCACUGACAAGGCUGACCUCUCUGGCCUCACGGACCAGGUCCAUCUCAAGGUCUCAAAAGCCGUGCACAAGGCCAUGCUGAAGGUCGAUGAGAAAGGGACCGAGGCAUCAGCGGCCACUGCCGUGGAGGCCAUGCCCAUGUCUCUUCCUCCCACCGUGACCUACAACCACCCCUUCCUGGUCAUCAUUUAUGAGAAAAUCACCCAGACCAUGCUCUUCUUGGGGAAGAUCGUCAAUCCCACAGUCCCCUGACCCCCCGCAGGCGAGAUGCACACUUCUCUGCCUCCUACCCAAUAAAGAAUCGUUCCAAUC